AUGCGUUUCUUCCUGGCUACGUGGCUGUGCCAUAUAGCGGCUGCUUCAUUGACUGUCACUAUUCCUCCGUCUACCCUACUCCCCCACCCCCAUUCUCUCCCCGCAACCACUCAGGCCACCCUGACCACCACGGAUCGCGUUCUAACGGCUUUCCUGACUCGUUCGUCAACAUUGAUAUUCCCCGAUAUCCCCUCAUCCGGCCCGGCUUCAUACCUUCUUGAUAUUCGCUCCGGCGAAUGGGUGUUUGCUCCUUACCGUGUUGACGUGGCCGCCGAUGGAACCGUCCUGGGGGUUUGGGAGACUUUCCGAGGCAACCCAUGGGAUAAUCGCGGCGCAGAAAAGUAUGUGGUUGAUGUCGCGGGAAAGGCACAGAGUGAUGUCGUGAUCGAAGCCAAGGUGGUCGGUCGCAGAGGAUUCUAUGAGGAACGCGCCAAGUUUUCACCAAUGAGUCUUGUCAAGAAUCCGAUGAUCUUACUUGCAAUCGUCGCUCUGGGUUUCACAUUGGGUAUGCCCAAACUGAUGGAAAACAUGGACCCUGAGAUGCGCGCCGAGUUUGAGCAGCACUCUCGCUCAUCUCCGAUUACAGGCGCUACAAGCAACGCAAUGGCCGGCGGUGGUUUCGAUCUGGCCGGGUGGAUGGCUGGCACCUCAUCUGGUCCUGCCGCCGAUGCCGACGUGGCCCGUGGAGAUGCGACGGGUCGGGACACGGGCGCUGCUCGGCGGCGAGGCUAG
Molecule: messenger RNA, 732 nt
Organism: Penicillium maclennaniae
Lineage: Eukaryota; Fungi; Ascomycota; Eurotiomycetes; Eurotiales; Aspergillaceae
Exons: 3
Coding region: 1-732 (243 amino acids)
Cellular component (GO): EMC complex
Source: RefSeq, a predicted model, not a curated record